UCACUGACGGUCAGAUGCGCUUAUAGUUGCUUUUUGCCAUCUCUAACAUCAUUGUGACUCCUUUUGGACAAGGAAAAUGUAUGCAGCUGUUAUCCUUUUGGUCUUCAUGUGCCUGACUGCCACUACUCAUGCAGAUCAUCAUCAUCACCCCUGUCAUUCACCCAACAUGACAGGAUUCAUGACUGUGAUGAACCUAAAGGGUGAAGUGAGAGCAAUCGGUGCAUUCACAUAUGAUUCAACGGCAAAGAAACUGCGGUUCAGAUCAAAUGAUAGCACCCCCAUCAACACUUCACUACAUCUGGAUCUGCUGGUGUUUUUUGAAGAGGGGAUCCUCUAUGAGAUUGACAGCAAAAACCAGAGCUGUGAGAAGAAAAAGCUGCAAUGCAACCUGCACCCUCUAGAUAUUCCCGAUGACGCCACAUUCAUGUCCACCAUGACUUUUGGGAAUCCAUCCGUUGAAGGAGAGGGAAUAAAACUCAACCUGUGGACAGGGUCAAUGGCAGACACCAAAGGCAAAUAUACAAUGAGUGCAACUAUGGGAUGUUUGCCUCUGAGCGCCCUCUAUUACACUGGGUCCACAACGUUCUUUGUCAGCCACGUGGACAUUGAAAGCGAGAUCAAGGACCCUGAGCUCCUCCUGGUACCUUCCUUUUGUCAGGGACUGCCUGUGGAGGUGACACCAGAGGGGACAGUAAACAGUUUCCUCAGUGAGUUCAUGUAGAAGAAGCCUCACCAGCAGAAACUUAAACCCCGAUCCAAGCACGGCCAGCCACAACUAUAGACUUUUCUCUCCUUUUCACGUCACUCAAGUUUUUAACUUGUGACACUGCACUACAUCACAUCUGUUUCCAUCACAUCUUCCCUAUUACAUCCUUAUGAAGAUAUGGCUUUGAACAGCUCAUAUAUAUGUAUACAUACAUUUGGAUGUAAAAAUCAAAAAAGCAAAAGAUCCAAUAUGGAUUAUAGAAUUAGACAUAAUCACUAACAGUCAGUGGCUUUUCAAGUUGGUACUGCCUACAAAACCUGUAAGAUAUGAUUAAAGGAACAAUAAAAUGUCAAA
This is a messenger RNA of Amphiprion ocellaris (clown anemonefish), 1060 nucleotides long. RefSeq names its product ependymin-1-like. The record is from RefSeq and is a predicted model, not a curated record. The transcript has 6 exons. Gene Ontology annotation, cellular component: extracellular region; lysosome. Lineage: Eukaryota; Metazoa; Chordata; Actinopteri; Pomacentridae. Gene Ontology annotation, biological process: cell-matrix adhesion. Bases 77 to 721 code for a protein of 214 amino acids. Gene Ontology annotation, molecular function: calcium ion binding.